AUGGCGAGCGGGAACGAGACAGUUGUUUACUUCUCCGAGCAGGUGGUCGUGCUGUGCUCGUGCGCGCUCUCCUUCCUGGGCUCGUCGCUGAUCAUCCUCACCUACGUCCUGUGGGCAGAUUUACGCACCACCCCCCGCAGGCUGCUGGUCUUCCUCUCCUUGUCGGACUGGCUCUCCGCCGUCUCCUACGCCGUCGGAGUGUGGAGCGUUUUCCGCAGCGACUCGCUGGAGUGCGUCGUGCAAGGAGCCGUGUCCACCUUCGCCAACACCAGCUCCUUCUUCUGGACCGUGGCCAUCGCCGUCUACCUGUACGUGUUCAUCGUCCGGUCCAGUCAGAGGGUCGCGGACAGCCUGGUGCUCGUCUUCCACCUGGUCAGCUGGGGCGUUCCUCUGAUCAUCACCGUUGCAGCCGUGAGCCUGAGCAAGAUCGGCUAUGACGCGUCCGAGGUGUCGGUGGGCUGGUGCUGGGUCAGUAUCCACGCCCCGGACCGGGUCCUCUGGAUGCUGGUGACGGGAAAGAUCUGGGAGUUCCUGGCCUACCUCACCCUCCCUGUGCUCUACAUCCUGAUCAAGAGGCACAUCCACAUGGCGCACACUGCCCUGUCAGAGUACCGUCCCAUACUGGCCACCAGGCCUCCAUCCUUCUCCUCCAUGGCGGACACGAAGCUGACGCUCAUCCCUGUCAUCUUCAUCGUGCUGCGGAUUUGGAGCACCGUGCGCUUCAUACUGCUGCUGGCGGACUCACCAGUCAGGCAGCACCCAGUGCUGGUCACUCUUCAUGGUAUCGGCAACACGUCGCAGGGAGCAGCCAACUGCAUCAUGUUCGUGUUGUUUACUCGACCAAUCCGCACACGGCUGUGCUCUGCGCUCUGCUGCUGCUCCUCCUCCACGUGUCGAGCGGGGUCAAAGCUCUCACAGGAGCCCUCUCACACGCUGCUGCCGGACCAGGAGGCCUCCACACAGAGAGAGGAGGACGACACCAGCAAAGCCGGGAGUCAAAGAUGAUACUUGGUUCUGUGGAGGAGAGGACGGACACAGUUUGACAUAAAGGAAGUGACGGGUGGCCUCGUCCUCGCUUCACACUGAAACUCAUUAGAAGCAGGAGCCUGCAGAGCGGGUGGGGGAUUCUGCAGGUGCACGCACACGUGUGUCACAUGGCUGCACUCUGGGUGAUUAGGCUGAGGCUGAUGUGAUGACUCUGCACCUGCACCAGCAUUUUUGUGUUCAUCAUCCAGAUUCUUUUUGUACAGACUUACUGUACAUCAAAGUUUUUAUUAGUUUUUUUUAUUUCUUUUUGCAUAUUUUGAAAAAUGGUUCACAUCCUGCACACAUCACUGAGGAUUCAGCUAUUGUGUUUAUGGAGGAAAUGACAUUUUAGAGAUAAUGAAAGAAUAUAAACCAAAGCAUUAUCAGUAAAUGUGAUUAACAUACUGUAAAUAUGUUUAAGAUUUUUAUUGUCACUGAUUGAAUUUGUAUGUUAUGUGUGCUCAGUCAUGAGUAGUUCUAAAUGCACUGCUUCUGGGGCUUCAGUGGUCUUGCGACACCGCAACAUGAAACACUCAUCUUUUUCUAACAAGAUAUUCAAAGUAUGAUGUUGAAGUUUGAUGGAUAAUCACUUUUGCUACUUUUUUGUAACUUAAUUUUUUCGAAUAAGUUUUCCAAUAUAUAUCUAAUUGGACUUUGGGUGUGUGCAAAAGUACUUUUAUGUGUUAAACACGCUUACAUCUGACAAUCAAGAAAUAUAUGGGUAUGAUAUGAGCACCCUUUUCUGUCAAUUCUAUCAAAUAUAUAAACCAGAGUUGCAUUUUCUUGAUAUCUUAUUUUUAUUAAAAAAAAAUUCUCCAUUUUUAUAUAUAUAAAUAUAUAUUCUUGCUUAACCUGGUAGUUGCACCAUUUUUCAGGCAACGUUACUGCUGUCAUCGUGACUCAGAUGUCUGAACUAUCAUCACAUGUCAUCCUUCCUCCUCGAAACCCGAGGCUUUCUCAUGAGCCUCACUUCUCCUUUGACCCCUCCGGUCACCAGCUCCAGUUUGCCAGACUUAGCUACAGGCUGAUUGGAUACCAGCGAGGAGCGCGUGAACUCCAUGAACCCCCAGGGGGCUCACGGGGCUGCUGGAACACACACAUCUUACACACAGGGCCGCUGCCUAUAGCUCCUCCAGCUUGGUGGAAUGCUGUCAAUGUUGUUUACUGAGCUGUUUCUGAGAGAUAAGCUGCAUUCAAAUACGUUUCAUUAAAGUUUGUUGAAAAAGCUGAGGAGGGAAAAAACGUCUCAGUGUUGACCGUAAAUUUUCUCCCCCUCAAGUGAACAUUGUUUGCUUGGCGCUGUGAGGGCAAACACUUCCUGUGUCACGUGUGUUGAGUCACUUCGCUAAGUCAUGAUUGAGGAGCUGGUGACAUCACAAGAAACUCAUGUUUUUGUUUUAAGCCCAAUCUCGAGCUGUGGUUAGAGGAAAUAAAAAGGGCGCAAAUAAUGCAUCACUUGUGGUUUGAGGGACGUCAGUGUCGAUUUGGGUCCGGGCUGAAAUAUCUCACCAGCUACUGGAAGAAGUGGGAAGAAGGUUUAUUCAUGUUACCCAGAGGAUGAAUCCUGUCGACACUUGUCAUCCUCAGGUUUUGAGCCAAACAUCGCAACAGGUGUUUGGUGAAUUGUUUUGAAAUUUGGCACUGUCGUUCAUUUAAGAUUUAAUUUAGCACCAACAUAAGUUUAUAACCAUUUACCGGCAGAACUAAUGACGUUCCCAUGCGCCCCACUAUGCUUUUGUUUAGGGUUAACCAUAGUCUGUAUAUAAAGAUGGACGACGCGUCCCAACUUCUUCCCACUAUCCAGAAAUAUAGCCCAAAUAUUAGACAAUUAUUACCGUCAAAAAUGAUGGUUCUCCUUGCCGUAAACUGGACACUGACACUGUUCAGGCUCUAUAAUCUUGAGCUCGGUCCCGGAAGAAAUCUGUGAUGUCACCGACACCCGCCUCUCGCUGCAGCCUCAAAUUCAGACGAGCUGGUAAACGCCACCGUUCCAGUUAUUUGAUUUUGUUUAUAUUUUACCUUUCCACAGCUGUCGAACUCUUUUGUUAUCCAGUUGUCCAUAUCUUUUUCCAACAACGGGUGCGUUUCAGUAAAACCUUGAUUUUACUAUAUUGCUACUGUCUGUUCUUAACUCAAGACAUUUUUUAUUUUGUACGACAAAAGGAGAACACAUGCUCGACCAAUGGCAGACAACAUCCUACUUAACAAUGUUGCCAUACUGCCCUCACGCGUGUACAUACAACAGCUAGAUGGACAGGAAGCAGAGAGGAGAGGAGACAACCUCACCAGAUAAUAUUUUUAUUGUUAUUAUAUUAUUUUUGUCUGAAUGGCCAUUUUUGUACCAACGGAAAAUGUUCAAAACUGCUUGACUGAACUGGCAGUGUGACUGUUGAUUUUGUCACUGUAGAGCUAAUGGCUUCUGCGAGUGUGUGCGGUGUGUGUCGUCCUGUGUGAAUGCCUCAUGUGUAACAGAUGAAAAAGUGUUUGUGGAAACUUUUCUUUAAGUUAUUGUUGUUUCACUUGUAUGUAUAUGUUGGUUGUCCCAAAUUCUCUCCCAACACGACUGAUAUUUUAACUAACAUAAGUUGCUUUAUUGUCAACGAUUCACUGAUUAAAGACGCAGCCCUCUCA
This is a messenger RNA of Platichthys flesus (European flounder), 3657 nucleotides long. RefSeq names its product G protein-coupled receptor 157 (gene gpr157). The transcript has 4 exons. NCBI's taxonomy places the organism in Eukaryota, Metazoa, Chordata, Actinopteri, Pleuronectiformes, Pleuronectidae. Gene Ontology annotation, cellular component: plasma membrane. The coding region runs from base 1 to 1005 and encodes 334 amino acids. The record is from RefSeq and is a predicted model, not a curated record. Gene Ontology annotation, biological process: cell surface receptor signaling pathway; adenylate cyclase-activating G protein-coupled receptor signaling pathway. Gene Ontology annotation, molecular function: G protein-coupled receptor activity; cAMP binding.